AUGGAGGAGCCUGAACAGGACAUCGAGGAGAAGCUGGCAGUAAGAAUUCACAACUCCAAGGAAAAUGACUUCAUUGAAAUUGAACUGCACAGACAAGAACUGAGUUAUCAGAACCUACUACAAGUGAGCUGCUGUGAACUGGGGAUCCACCCAGAGCAAGUGGACAAGUUGAGGAAGCUGCCGAACACACUGCUUAGAAGGAAGGACAAAGACAUUCAAAGACUCCAGAACUUUCAGGAGAUAGAACUCUUGGUGAAGAGUGGAAACUCUGAAUGGACUCAGCACACAGCAUCACCUUUGACGGAGAGACCCUGCUACAACAGUGAAGCUGCAAAAAUGACUUACUAGCUCCACGAGAGAAGGAUCUGGAAUCACUGUCAAUGAGGCCUAGACCCACGUGACAAUCAGCUAACCACAUUUGAACUUUGAAAAAUUUCCUCAUUUCCGACCUCUCUGAGCAGGAAUUGUUUGACAAACACAGCUACAGUACCCAUGA
This is a messenger RNA of Peromyscus eremicus (cactus mouse), 496 nucleotides long. It is a transcript of the gene Ankrd40cl, whose product is annotated as ANKRD40 C-terminal like. Lineage: Eukaryota; Metazoa; Chordata; Mammalia; Rodentia; Cricetidae. The transcript is spliced from 4 exons. Bases 1 to 348 code for a protein of 115 amino acids. The record is from RefSeq and is a predicted model, not a curated record.